This is a messenger RNA of Conger conger (European conger), 2215 nucleotides long. RefSeq names its product ubiquitin-conjugating enzyme E2D 2 (UBC4/5 homolog, yeast) (gene ube2d2). Gene Ontology annotation, cellular component: nucleus. Gene Ontology annotation, biological process: protein K48-linked ubiquitination; ubiquitin-dependent protein catabolic process. Gene Ontology annotation, molecular function: ubiquitin conjugating enzyme activity. Lineage: Eukaryota; Metazoa; Chordata; Actinopteri; Anguilliformes; Congridae. The coding region runs from base 329 to 772 and encodes 147 amino acids. The transcript is spliced from 7 exons. The record is from RefSeq and is a predicted model, not a curated record.
GUUAGAAAGGGAUUUUUUUUUGAUGUGCUGGCGGAUGUGUAUAUUGGCGGAAGCGUUUCGUGUCAUCGCUGCUUAGGGAGUAAUGCGGUAGUCGCUGCUGCAGGAGGAAGGACUCCGGUUCCACUCUACUGUCUUUCAGUUUCGCCUUAAAAAAUAUUCAGCCCGGUGUGUUGUGUGUGUAGUAAGGGGAACAGUGACUAAUGUAAGAUCGACCUGUUCGUUUUGCAAUCCGGUUGAACACAUCGAGCAACCGUCAGAUAAAGUAACUUAACCGCCAUUUUAAUCGAAUAAAACACACGUUUUCAGUGACAGCGGCACAAGCACAACAAUGGCUCUGAAAAGAAUUCACAAGGAGUUAAAUGAUUUGGCGCGGGAUCCUCCGGCCCAGUGUUCAGCAGGACCCGUUGGCGACGACAUGUUUCAUUGGCAGGCCACAAUAAUGGGACCAAACGACAGUCCGUACCAGGGAGGCGUUUUCUUCUUAACCAUUCACUUCCCCACAGACUACCCUUUCAAACCGCCAAAGGUUGCGUUCACCACGAGAAUCUACCACCCGAACAUCAACAGCAACGGCAGCAUCUGUCUGGACAUCCUCCGGUCCCAGUGGUCCCCCGCUCUCACCAUCUCCAAAGUUCUCCUGUCGAUCUGCUCCCUGCUAUGCGACCCGAACCCAGAUGACCCGUUAGUGCCUGAGAUCGCGCGCAUCUACAAGACCGACAGGGAAAAGUACAACAGAAUAGCUCGGGAAUGGACACAAAAAUAUGCCAUGUAGCUGGAGAACCAGACUGCGGAGAAAACGCCUCUACAUCUUAAAGCUAGGGGAGCUUUUGAAAGAAACAAAUCUCGUUGGUUUUCCAUUGGAGUGCUUUAUUUGAGCCACACCUCCCCUCUGCACCCCCCUCCCCCCACCUGGCUGAUGUUGUACAUAUUUCAAAACUGCAAUCGUAGACCCCCCCACCCCCCCCACCCCAGUCUCUGCUCUGUCUCUCAGGAUGUGGUCGGGUAGGGCCAGUCCAGUCAACAAGUCAAAGUUCAUGAUUCUAAAAACAUUCCUUGUCAUUUUAAGAGAACUGGGGGUUAGUAGGCCCAAAUUAAGGGAUUCCACCUAUUCAUUUCUUUUCAUUUCUUUCCCCUCUCAUUUGCUUCCUGUGCUUCCACCUGUAAUGUGAGUUGGGGGCAAAUCAAUUUUGUCUUUCUUUUGUGCAGGUUUUCGUUUGUAUGUGAAUCUGAGGAAUUAUUUUAAACUCAUAACAGGCUACGUAUGGAGACGUUCAUCCCUUGGGGGGUCUCUCUCCGCUCUACUGGACAAUUCUUAAGCACUUGUGUUUAGUUUUUUUUUUUGUUUUUUUCCCCCCUACCUGUUUCCAUGUGACAAAGUCUCUUCCCCCCCCCCCCACGUCCAUCGCAGUUGCAAUCUGAACUGAAGUUAUUAGUUUAACAAGCAUUUUAUUCCCCCCACCCCCCACCCCCCCACCCCACUUAACUCUAGGUUGCAUUUGGCUAUUGUUGAAUUAGAUGCUAAUGGCUCCAGUUAUUCUCUGGAUCUGUCUGGUCUUGGGUGCGAGGGUCCGACAGACGACCUAUGUAUAUUUAAUUACCUGACGGCCACUGGUGCCGGUGUGUUGAUUAAACUGUGUAAUAAAAUAAAAAAAAAGAUUACUAAAGUCUGAACUCGGAAGUCGAGCAUCGAUGAGGCUUCUGCUGAAAAACGCAGGCUUUGCGGAAGAGAAACCGGUUUGAUGUUUAGCAGUCUUUUUGUAAAAAAAAAAAGAACAAAAAAAGAUUUAAGGAAAAAAAAAUUAAAAGAAAUGGAACCAUGUUAAACUUUUUUUCCACGUUCUGUGCAGAUUUGAGUCUUCUCUCAUUCAAGAACUGCUCAUUAUGAAUAAUAGUUAAUUUACAAUAAAUAAUAAUAAAUAAAAAAAUGUUCCCGGUUAGUGAAAGUGUCAAAUUCUCCCUGAGAAAAUGUGUAGUAUGUUAACGUGGAGCAUUGGGAGCGUCCAGUUUGAGAGAAAACGGACCGGGUUGUACGUCACGAAGGCUCCUGUGGUGAUGAUGACGCGGAUGACGUUGCAUGGGGGAAACUGCUCAUCUUAUAUUUCUCAAAGAUGCAAUUAAAAUCACUUAAGGAAAACUGGAUACUAAAUUGUUUGUUUAUAGUUGCAACAAAUGUGACCAACUGCCCUUUGAAUUGAAUAAAGGAGGGAAAAAAGGA